ACUGAAUUAGUGAUUGUGUGGCAGAUAUUCUUGUUUAAGAAAAGGAUGAUCAGUCUCUGCUCUACAGGGAAAAAAAGAAAAAAAAAAGCAUUUUUCUUGGGAAUCCGAUGAAGACUGAAUCAAAAUUCGAAAUUGUGUUCUAACAUCUGGGUCUCCGCCUGUGUUUGUAAUCCGCCAUUAAACUAACAUACCCGAACAAACCUCCAAAUUUAGCCAUUCCCAAAGCUUUCAUGAGAGCUUAACGAGGACAAAAAAGGGCUAAACAAACGUCUACCUUUGGUCAUUCAUCUUCUUCUUCUGGUUCUUCUCUUUGCAUUUCCCAUUUGGGUUUUCGCCGCCGAUCUCGCUCUUUCCAUGGAGGAUUCUUCCCGGCGAAAAACCGGUUCGUUUUUGGACCCUCGUUCGCGUCGGAGAUCUUGGUGUUGUUCAUUUGCUGUGCCGCCUUCCAGUCCCGAUAAUUUUGUGGUUUCUCGGUUCAAAACCCCUCGCAACAAGUCCGAAAAUGUGGUCAAACCUAGCGCUUCUGUUCCCAAUUCCCCUCAGAGCUCUAAAUCCGGGUUGAGUUUAGUCGGUCGGAUUGACCCAAGAAGGAUCUUGUCUCCCGGCAGAGUUUCGCCGAUCGACUCCGACCAGAAUGUUGAAACAUUGGCGCAACAAAUGGGCACUGAAAACUCCGCAGUCGUCGAUUCCCUCGUCCAACCACGAGUCGAGAGCUUUCGUUCCCCGAAGGAAAAGUAUCGGGAUCCUCCAGCCGGCUUGUCGCGCUCUGGUUCAGUUGUUGAGUGUAAUAAGAAGGAUAUCUUUGAUGUGAGGUUGAAUUUGAGGGCAAAGAACGGUGGAUGCAUGGUUUUGGAGGUGAAUUCAGAAGCACUGUGUGCUAAUUCAGAGGUUUUUUCUGAGCUGAUUCUGAAACAUAAGAAGGAUUCAGCAUCAAAUGGCAGUCCUUCGCGUUCAAAGCUGUGUAGAAUCGAAGUUCCUGAGGUGGAGAAUUUGGGGAUAUUCAGGGAGACCAUGGAGCUUAUGUUUGAGGAUGAUAUUUCAAAACGCCUCUCGAAGAUUGGCGUCUAUCGGUCCAUCGACAUACUUGAGAUAUCUGCAAGUAUCAUGUUCACGAAGUGCGUCGCUUCAUGUUUAAAGUACUUAGAGGCCGUGCCUUGGACCGAGGAGGAAGAAGAGAAACUAAGGAAUCUGUUUAUAAAAGUCGAGUUUGACGAUGCAACAAGUAGAGAUGUCAUGGCUAGACUACGCUUGCUCGACUCGGUAACUUCACAUCAAAGUAUAGCCAGACAGCUCGUUUGGUCUAUUUCCACUUGUACUAACUCCAUUGCAAGAAAUGAACUCAAGUCUUUAGUCAAGGGACUUCUCUGCAAGAGCUCAGUUUAUGAGAAAGAUCAUCUGGGCCUCAGUAAAGAGGACCUUUAUGUAGUUUUCCAUACUUGUAUAGCUUCAUUAGUCAGCCUUUUGAAGGGAUCCUCGGACACGAUCUGCCCCCGAAGAUUCGUUAAGAAUAUAACUGAGAAGCCGUUAAUCGAACAAAUGUCAAUCGAGGUAGAUACCAUCAACUGGCUGCUUGAAAUUUUACUUGAUUGGCAAAUGGCUGAAGAAUCUGUCAAUAUAUGGGCAGAUCAGAAAGAACUGAUUCGGAUGCACGAGAUCACUUCACCUAUGGUUAGAUACGAACUCAGUCGGGUUUCAGCUAACUUAUUCAUCGCAAUAGGGAUGAGAAAAAUGAACUGUCGUUCCGAAUCAAGGUUGGGACUACUACAGUCAUGGUUCGGUCCAAUGCUACUAGACUUCAGCUGGCUACAGCGCUGCAAAAAAGGACUGGAUAUGAAACUGCUGGAGGAAGCCAUGGGUCAGGCUCUGCUUACUCUGCCUAUGAGGCAGCAGCAUUUGCUAUUCAUGGACUGGUGUCGGUUCUUCUCGAAGCACGGUACCGAGUGUCCGAAUCUUAGCAAGUCGUUCCAAAUAUGGUGGCGCCGUUCAUUCCUUAGAGGCUCUGAGACCUACUCCAUUGAAUCCAGGUAGCUCUCCCUGCACCACUUUCUUGAGCUAUAUAACACCAGUGAAAUAGUUGUGUAAACCUGAAAGUUAACAAUAGGAUUGUUGUAACAGCUUUUAGAGCAAACAGACAACUUUAAAAUUUACGAAAGCUUGUACUGAUUUCCCACUUGUUUGUCACUCUCUGGGAAUUAUGUUCUUAAGCACAGUGCUAAUGAAAUUCUUAGGGUAGAUUUUUCAUAAUA
Messenger RNA from Cucurbita maxima (winter squash), 2246 nucleotides. RefSeq names its product BTB/POZ domain-containing protein At2g13690-like. Bases 355 to 2028 code for a protein of 557 amino acids. The record is from RefSeq and is a predicted model, not a curated record. NCBI's taxonomy places the organism in Eukaryota, Viridiplantae, Streptophyta, Magnoliopsida, Cucurbitales, Cucurbitaceae. The transcript has 3 exons.